CUUCUCCAUCCACCCACCGGUCGAGUUCUGCCGGCCGACGACCAUACCGGCAGGAGAUCUGAACCUAUCGGAGUGGGAGCCCCCUGACGCCGCUUUACACUCACACUUUUUUUUUGGAGAAAAUAUUCAAUUUAUUACAGAUGGAAGUGGUCCACGAAGCACCAUUCCUUAUCUUUGGAAUUGGCAACAAAUUCACAAUAUGCCAUCACCUAUGCAGGCACCACAUUGGCCCAUGUAUAACCAUUCUAGCUCUUUCGUAAACAAUCUUCCCAUACAAGUAGAGGUACCCAGAAAUGUGUAUAGCCAAACCAUCUCUAGUGGAUCUCAUAUGAGCCAGAUAAGAAUAUUCUAUCUCUCGAUCCGCCAGGCUGCAUCAAGGACUAAAGGAGGUUCAAGUGGUUCACCUAGUGGGAGAAGUGAUGAAGACAAAAGGGCAAGAGCUAUUAAAGUAAGGGAAGAGAAGACAGUGAUGAUUUACCUAGUGGGAGAAGUGACAACAUGGUUCAAAGGAUUUCUAGACGUGGCGACGGAUCAGUGAAGAUACAAAACUGGAGGGACUUACAGCAUAGGGUCGAUCGUAGUGUGUAUCACCAUAAGUUUUCACUCCAUCAAAUAUUUGCAUUUGUAGAUUGUACUAUGAAGCCAAAAGCACAUAUAUCUUCUUUAUAAGUUCGAAAUCUAGUUGAGGUUAUUUAUCAAAGAAAAAAAAAAGCUACUUGAGGUUUUUAAUUUCUUC
This is a messenger RNA of Nelumbo nucifera (sacred lotus), 736 nucleotides long. The record is from RefSeq and is a predicted model, not a curated record. Lineage: Eukaryota; Viridiplantae; Streptophyta; Magnoliopsida; Proteales; Nelumbonaceae.